Drosophila suzukii is the source of this 3105-nucleotide messenger RNA. Its product is annotated as 116 kDa U5 small nuclear ribonucleoprotein component. Gene Ontology annotation, molecular function: GTP binding; GTPase activity; U5 snRNA binding. Lineage: Eukaryota; Metazoa; Arthropoda; Insecta; Diptera; Drosophilidae. Gene Ontology annotation, cellular component: U4/U6 x U5 tri-snRNP complex; U2-type catalytic step 2 spliceosome; cytosol. The record is from RefSeq and is a predicted model, not a curated record. Gene Ontology annotation, biological process: mRNA splicing, via spliceosome.
UUGAGAAGAAGAAGAACAGCGUGUUUGCAAUCCGCGUUUUUGUGUAAAAAUUGUAAAAUCUUAAAUUUUUUGCUGUUUUUAUUAGAUUUCUCAAUAGAAAUAGUAAACAGAAGGUGUCCUAACCUUUGCAUUUAGCAUGGAUUCCGAUUUGUACGAUGAGUUUGGCAACUAUAUUGGCCCCGAUCUAGACAGCGAUGAGGAUGAUGACCAGAGUAUUUACGGGCAACCCGAUGUGCAGGAUGAUCCAGAGGACGCCAUGGACGAGGAUGAGGUGGAGCCGCAGGAGGACGAGGAUAAAGAAGUGACCGCCGUGGUAUUGCACGAGGACAAACGCUAUUAUCCCUCGGCCGUUGAGGUCUACGGGCCGGAUGUGGAGACCAUUGUCCAGGAGGAGGACGCCCAGCCGUUGGACAAACCGCUCAUCGAGCCGGUGAAGAAGCUCAAGUUCCAGAUCAAAGAGCAGGACAUGCAAGAGACCACCUACGACAUGGAGUUCAUGGCCGAUUUGAUGGACACACCACCUCUGAUCCGCAACGUAGCGUUAGUUGGCCACCUGCACCACGGCAAGACAACCUUUGUCGACUGCCUCAUCCGGCAGACGCAUCCUCAGUUCGAGACCAUGGAGGAGCGCCAGUUGCGCUACACGGACACUCUGUUCACGGAACAGGAGCGCGGUUGCAGCAUCAAGGCCACGCCGGUGACUCUUGUCCUGCAGGAUGUCAAGCAGAAGAGCUACUUGCUCAAUAUCUUCGACACCCCGGGACAUGUCAACUUCUCGGACGAGGCCACUGCCGCCAUGCGAAUGUGCGAUGGUGUGGUUCUGUUCAUCGAUGCAGCCGAGGGCGUCAUGCUGAACACGGAGCGGCUGCUAAAACACGCGGUGCAGGAGCGGCAGGCCAUCACCGUGUGCAUAAACAAAAUUGAUCGGCUCAUCCUUGAACUGAAGUUACCGCCCCAGGACGCCUAUUUUAAGCUCAAGCACAUUGUGGAGGAGGUCAAUGGACUACUGAGCACCUAUGGCGCCGCUGACGAUAAUCUGCUGGUUUCGCCCAUCCUGGGAAACGUUUGCUUUGCCAGUUCGUUGUACGGCUUUUGUUUUACUCUGAAAUCCUUUGCCAAGCUCUAUGCGGACACUUAUGAGGGAGUGGCGUACCUGGACUUUGCCAAACGCCUCUGGGGCGACAUGUACUUCAACAGCAAAACGCGUAAGUUCUCGAAGAAGCAACCGCAUAAUUCGGCACAACGCAGCUUUGUGGAGUUCAUUCUGGAGCCCAUGUACAAGCUGAUCGCCCAGGUGGUUGGUGAUGUGGACACCACUUUGUCGGACACCCUGGCAGAGCUGAAUGUGCGCGUCUCCAAAGAGGAAAUGAAAUCCAACAUACGACCCUUGUUGCGACUCGUCUGCAAUCGUUUCAUGGGCGACUGCAGCGGCUUCGUUGAUAUGUGCGUGGAGCACAUAAAAUCUCCUUUAGAAAAUGCCAAGCGAAAGGUGGACCAUAUUUACACGGGACCCAAAGAGGGUGACAUCUACCGAGAUAUGAUUUCGUGCAAUCAGUAUGGUACACUGAUGGUGCACAGCUCCAAGAUGUAUCCUAACGACGACUGUACCUUCUUCCAAGUUCUGGCGAGGAUUGUCUCUGGUACCCUGCAUGCUGGUCAGGAGGUGCGAGUUUUAGGAGAGAACUACACGCUGCAGGACGAGGAGGACUCCCGCAUACUGCAAGUAGGCCGUCUGUGGGUAUUUGAGUCUCGCUAUAAAGUGGAGCUUAAUCGAGUUCCCGCCGGAAAUUGGGUGCUCAUCGAAGGAAUUGAUCAGUGCAUCGUUAAAACCUCAACGAUUGUGGACAUAAAUGUCCCUGAGGACCUCUAUAUAUUCCGGCCACUGAAGUUUAAUACUCAGAGCAUUAUCAAGAUAGCUGUGGAGCCUGUAAACCCCUCUGAGCUUCCCAAGAUGUUGGAUGGGCUUCGCAAAGUGAACAAAUCAUAUCCACUGCUUUCGACGCGAGUCGAAGAAUCGGGUGAGCAUGUUAUCCUAGGCACUGGCGAGCUGUACUUGGAUUGUGUGAUGCACGACCUGAGGAAAAUGUACUCUGAGAUUGACAUAAAAGUGGCGGAUCCUGUGGUGGCUUUCUGCGAAACAGUUGUGGAAACCAGUUCGCUGAAAUGUUUUGCUGAAACGCCAAAUAAGAAGAACAAAAUAACCAUGAUCUCUGAGCCACUGGAAAAGGGUCUGGCAGAGGACAUUGAGAACGGAACUGUCUGCAUAAAUUGGAACAAAAAACGAAUUGGAGAGUUCUUCCAGGUCAACUACGAUUGGGAUCUGCUGGCGGCGCGUUCCAUUUGGGCUUUCGGCCCCGACUCAACGGGUCCGAAUAUCCUCGUGGACGACACCCUGCCUUCGGAAGUGGACAAGAACCUGUUGACAGCGGUGAAGGAUUCGAUUGUUCAGGGCUUCCAGUGGGGUACGCGUGAAGGGCCGCUUUGUGAGGAGCCCAUUCGGAAUGUAAAGUUUAAGAUUCUCGAUGGAGUUAUCGCGAACGAGGCGUUGCAUCGGGGCGGUGGACAGAUCAUUCCAACAGCACGUCGAGUGGCCUACUCUGCAUUUCUGAUGGCCACACCGCGACUGAUGGAACCGUAUCUGUUUGUGGAGGUACAGGCGCCUGCGGAUUGUGUGUCUGCUGUCUAUACUGUGCUGGCCAGGCGCAGAGGGCAUGUAACGCAGGAUGCUCCGGUAUCGGGAUCCCCUAUCUACACGAUCAAAGCCUUCAUACCCGCCAUUGAUUCAUUUGGAUUUGAAACGGAUCUCCGCACGCACACCCAAGGUCAGGCCUUUUGUCUUUCGGUGUUCCAUCACUGGCAAAUAGUGCCUGGCGAUCCGCUGGACAAGAGCAUUAUUAUCCGACCCCUGGAGCCCCAGCAGGCAUCCCACUUGGCGCGAGAGUUUAUGAUCAAGACGCGCCGCAGGAAGGGUCUCUCCGAGGAUGUGUCCAUCAACAAAUUCUUCGACGAUCCCAUGUUGCUGGAAUUGGCUCGCCAGGAUGUGCUGGUCAACUACCCCCUGUAGGCUCAAGAAUCCAAGUAAAACCAAUAAAACUUUUAGACAUA